Mycosarcoma maydis (corn smut) is the source of this 927-nucleotide messenger RNA. Its product is annotated as translation initiation factor eIF3 core subunit g. NCBI's taxonomy places the organism in Eukaryota, Fungi, Basidiomycota, Ustilaginomycetes, Ustilaginales. Gene Ontology annotation, cellular component: cytoplasm; eukaryotic translation initiation factor 3 complex. The transcript has a single exon. The record is from RefSeq and is a predicted model, not a curated record. Bases 1 to 927 code for a protein of 308 amino acids. Gene Ontology annotation, molecular function: RNA binding; translation initiation factor activity.
AUGGCUCCUGUUGCAGCGCCUUCCACUAGCCAGCCUGCUGGCGGCAAGCCCAUGAACUGGGCCGACGAAUUCGACGAGCCGGUUGUUGGCGACGCUCCCCGCAUCGAGGAGCGUGAUGAGGGAAACGGUGUCAAGGUUGUCAUCGAAUACCGAACCAACCCAGAUGGCAAAAAGAUCAAGAUCACCCGACGAGUCAAGAGGACGCUCGUCAAGACCAAAGUCAACCACGAAGUUGCAGAACGCAAGACCUGGACAAAGUUCGGUCAGGAGAAGGGCAAGGCCGCCGGUCCUCACUCUGCCACCACCACCAUUGGUGAGAAUGUCGUCCUCAAAAUGUCGGCCGGCAACAAAACCGCCGAGCCCGAGGUGGACGACAUGGACAAGAUGCGACAGCAGCUCGCCAACAAGCGUAUUGUCUGCCGACUUUGUAAGGGAGACCAUUUCACCACAAAAUGUCCUUACAAGGAUACGCUCGAGGCCAUUCCUGGUGCUGGUGCAGACACUCCGGAGGGAGGCGACGGUUCCAUGACCCCUCUUGCUGGCAUGGACCCCACCAACCCUGCUGUCGCUGCGAGUGCAGGCGGCAAGUACGUUCCACCCAGCAUGCGUGGUGGCGCAAAGGGUCCCGGCGAGAAGAUGGGUGGCCUUGGAGGCAUGUCCAGAGACGACUUGCCCACCCUGCGUGUCACCAACCUCAGCGAGGAUGCGGACGAUGAUGAUCUCAGGGAGCUCUUCAUGCGCUUUGGGCGUGUGGUUCGUGUAUACGUCGGUCGUGACCGCGAAACGGGCAUCUGCAAAGGUUACGCUUUCGUCAGCUUCGAGAACAGGGAAGACGCCGAUCGUGCAAGGCAAAAGGUCGACGGCAGGGGUUACGACAACCUCAUCCUCAGCUGUCAGUGGUCGCUUCCUCGUGGCGAGCGUCCUUGA